AAGAGAAGCUCAGUCAGCUGUCACAGUCUGAGGCGAGAAGAGGAUCACAGGCGGACACAAACACACUACAAAGAGACAAAAUGUCGAGUUUUUCCAACAAGUUCAGCGCUUACACGAUGACUCAACUCAACGAGAUCCUAGAGGACGACGACAAACUCACUAAAAUGGUCCAGGAGAUGGAUGAGAUGCAGGAAGUCCAGCAGAGCAAGGAGACGACGCUGGUCACCAACCGGACCCUGGCGGAGCAGAACCUCGCCCUGCAGCCCCGCCUGGAGCACAAGAAAGAGGAGCUCACCAAGCACUACAACUGUCUACAGGAGGGCUUCGAGUCCUAUCAGCUCCGCAAGUCCACCCUAGAUCACAAGUCAGGAAACACCUCUCUGGACAUCCUGCUGGCCCUGCUGCAGGCUGAGGGAGCCAAGAUAGAAGAGGAGACCGAGAAUAUGGCUGAUUCCUUCCUGGACGGGGACAUGACCAUGGAUUCCUUCAUCGACGCCUACCAGAGCAACAGGAAGCUGGCCCACUUGAGAAGGGUGAAGAUCGAGAAGCUGCAGGAGAUGGUGCUGAAUGGUCAUCGGCUCCCCCAGGCGUCGGUCCCUAACUCCCACUCUCAGGAUGUGUCCUCCUCGUCCCUCCUCAACGAGGCCGGCAACAGCUCCUCCCCCGUCGCCCAGCCCAGGAGGAAACCCCCAAAUCCUCCAUCCCAGCCGGCCCCAGUUCUUAAUCCAGCUCCGACCGCUGCCCCCCAGCCUUCUCUCAUGUACUCAUCACCGUACCCGCCGAUCCCUCCCAGAACGGGCCAACCCUUCCCCAACGUGUCCUCUGGCUACCCCAACCACUACCUAGCUCAGUACCCACCAGCUCUGCCUCAGAGGCCCCCCCCUCGUCUGGCCGCGCAGCCUGGCUUCAUCAUGCAGUAGAUAACAGGCCCGGCGCCGCUCAGAGGACGCAGUGUGUGUCGUUGACUUUUUUCGCUACUGGAACUCCUCUGAGACCUAUUUUUCUAUGACGUCUGCCUUUCUUGGAAUACGACCAAUCACAACACAAGAAGGCGGACGUGCACUGGCCGGUCUGGUCACGUUCAGCUGAAGCAGAUCUCCGAUAAUCUCUGUGGAUUCGCGCUCACCUCUCACUCCCAUUGACACUCCCAACAACAAAAGAAAGCCGUGUCGAGAUGGGCCUCGACUCCGGCCGACCUGAGUCCCUUCAGUCGAGCAGUGUGUGGGUUCGCUGCUCUGGGAUCUGUUAUCAAUCAGCACCUUGUGUCUCCUGGCAGCGCCCUCAGCUCUGCAUGCCCAUCACUUUCUCAGUCUCUCACCUCCCUUCAGACACGUUCCUCAAGCUCUUCUGGAACGCUGAAGUCAUCCAAAUAAGGGUUUGAUUAGUCACUUCCAUCUGCAGCAUACUGAUUUACUGGUAAUGUAUAUGCAAAGCAAAGAGAGACCCAUAAUUACUGUGCAGUAAUCCCAGAAUAUAUUCAGGCAAAACUGCAUCUAUGCUGUGACUUUUUUUUUUUUUUUAAUAUACAAAUUCACAAGGUACAUAUUUGAGUGUCAGCAUCUUUUUAUGAUCUAGUACUAAUGGAGUUAUGUUAAUGAUAGACUGAUUAACACGUGUAAAGGAGGGCUUUGGUUGGUGGAUCUCUUCUUCAGUGUGUGUGGCUGUGUCUACAGAGACGCCAGACCUGCCUGGUCCAAGAUGGCUGUUGUCCUUCUCAGGGCAGAGGUCAAAGGGCAGGUGAAGGAGAGGAUCGGUGGCUGAACUAUUGUAACACAUGACUAGGCCAGUUAAGCCUUGUCUGAAAUGAAGGACUUUUGUAUAGCCAUACAGUACACUUCUGGUGUGUAUCGUUUUUCUGUGGGUUCCUGUUCUAAUGCAACACUCCUCUAUAGUGUCCUUUGUCUUAAAACACCCUUCGUUGGGAUUGGAGAUUACGCCAACAGUUUUCUUUGAGUUCCUGUUCAGUUUUCUGUCACACUGAGCACCAAAGACUUCCCACAUCACUCUGUGUUCUCACCUUUUUUUUUUAAUGUGAGUCAAGCAUUUAGUGAGAUAAUCCGCCGUCGUUCCCAACAUAUCUGUUUGUGGUGUUGAGCUCAAACACUCUUUGUAAACAUGCAAGUGAGAUUUCUUCAAGAGGAACUUGCAAGGUCAACCCGGCUUUGGGAGGAAAACCUUUUCUGCUGUGACAGAAAUUCCCUUUUUUUUCCCUCCCAAGCUGCCGUCGCUGUGCACUGUUGAAGAGCCGCGAGUGCCUACACUUGAAGUGACGUCGAUCACGUCCUGCUGACUACUCCAUGUUUCUCUGUGCUCAGCUGUCGAGGUUAGAAUCACCGGCCUUCAAAGAACAAACUGGCCAAGCGUUUGGUCUCCUCCUCCUGCUACUGACUUCAUGUUCCACCAGAUGGUAGUAGAGGCAGUCUGACUGACUUACUGAACAUGUGCCAGAAAGACCAGGGACGCCCUCAGGCUGUGUGCCUAGUGGUGCUUGUGCUUCUCUUCCAUUCUUCUCCAUUGUAUUGAGGUUUGCCUGGGGGGGGAAGUGAAUUCAGACAUUUUUGCAUGUGUUGUUGUUGCUGUUUAUUUUUUUUUUUAAUUGGUGAAAUAACAGGGCUCCGUUUUGUGUCAUAUCUCGGUGAUAAUACUUCACCUCAAGGCAAAGAAGUGGACCACAGAAUGAACAAAGCAGGCGAAACUCCAGAAAUAGCUGAAGCUGAAACAUCGACAUCACGAUGAACCAGCAUUUCUAAAAACUAACAAUGGAUCACUCUUUAGUGCAUGGCCUUCGCUCUUUAUGUCCAGUCUGAAGAUUCCUCUUUAAUACCUUUUCUGUUUGUUUGUUUGUUUAGCUGCUUUUUACGUUCGAACUGAUCCUCUAUCCAUGGUUUUAUAUGUGCUUGGUGAUAUUUCCAGUGUAAUGUUGUAGGUAUUUACUUAUAAUGAAUGUUUAAGUGGAAUUUAAUGCUAUUUUCAAGUUCAAUAAAUCUCAAAUUUUUGUA
Sebastes umbrosus (honeycomb rockfish) is the source of this 2999-nucleotide messenger RNA. It is a transcript of the gene vps37ba, whose product is annotated as VPS37B subunit of ESCRT-I a. Gene Ontology annotation, cellular component: ESCRT I complex. NCBI's taxonomy places the organism in Eukaryota, Metazoa, Chordata, Actinopteri, Perciformes, Sebastidae. The transcript is spliced from 4 exons. Gene Ontology annotation, biological process: ubiquitin-dependent protein catabolic process via the multivesicular body sorting pathway; protein targeting to membrane; protein targeting to vacuole. The coding region runs from base 81 to 920 and encodes 279 amino acids. The record is from RefSeq and is a predicted model, not a curated record.